Messenger RNA from Pseudophryne corroboree (corroboree frog), 2041 nucleotides. RefSeq lists its product as uncharacterized. NCBI's taxonomy places the organism in Eukaryota, Metazoa, Chordata, Amphibia, Anura, Myobatrachidae. The transcript is spliced from 4 exons. The coding region runs from base 104 to 1651 and encodes 515 amino acids. The record is from RefSeq and is a predicted model, not a curated record.
GGAAUCCAUCGCCAGUCAAGUAACUGCAAUUUCUGGAAACCGCCGGAGCACCAGAAAUUGCUUGAAGCGGUACAGUGAUUGCCGCAGACAGACCAAGAAGAAGAUGGGGAUUCAGCGCCGACAUGAGACAGCUACGGGAGGUGGCCCGGCUCUCAAUCUGAAGUGGCUACCCUGGGAGGACGUUAUUAGAAGGCGCAUGAACCCUGCCAUGGUCGAAGGAGUUCGCGGAGGUGUGGACUCCAGCCGUCCUGCUGGCUUUCCCGAGGAGGAAGAACCGCCCAGAAGACGGAGGAAGGCGGGAGACCAGCCGUCCAAAAGGAGGUCUGAUGACAGACCUGCCCAGAGGACAUCACCUGCGCACAGGACAUCGCCAGCGCACGGACCGUCACCUGUGCAGCAGGCAUCGGCAGCAGCGCGCGGACCAUCAACUGCGCCGCAAGCAUCGCGAGCACACAGAUCGUCACCUGUGCGCCACAGUUCGUCAUCGCGCAGUUGGUCACCUGUGCACCAGACGACGUCAGCGCACAGACUCUCACCUGUGCGCCAGACACCGUCGGCGACCACACCACAAGAUGGGCGCCAAACUACAGCUCCUGCGCGCAGGCCAUCACCAGAUCGUCUUCUCUCCAGGAGCUCUGGGACUGUGACUGAAGAGCCUCAAGACACAACCCUUGUGGACCCAUCACCCGAUCUGUUUGAGUCUACAGGGUUAACUGACGAAACUUUUCUUGGGUUUGAGGACAGCCGUGCAGAUGUAUCCAGCCAGACCCUUGAAAAGUCUUCCGAAACGAGGACAAGUGGAGCUCCUGGAGCAGCGGCAUCACAGGAUGGAGAAGUGGUGCCACGAACCAGCAGCGGACUAGCUUCGGGGAUUGGUUCGUACUUCAGGCCGGAUCUCCUCCUACAGGAGUCGUCAGAGGAUGGCGAGGUGGAAGUGCAGGACGCUCCAGUUGCUACAUCCCUGCCUGCCCAAAUGCAUGUGGUGGCAGACAUCCAGGAAGGGCAGAAUCCCUCAAAUGUUCAGAGGGUUCACACCCUGGCAUCAGAGAUUGGGACACGCCAGGAUACAUACACAAAUGUUGUGGGAAGCAGACUGGACAACAUUGAGAGGACAAUGGAGAAAAUGUCCAACAGUCUACAUGAACUGCAGAAGACUCUUUCCGACAGCACGGCCACAAUACUACAGAUCAUACUUGAAGAUCAUAGGGAGAAUAGGAACGUACUUAACAUUAUGUCCGAUUCCUUGGUCAAGCUUGUGGAAAACACCACAUGUUUGGCAGAAAGUAAUAAGAACAUGUCGGAUAGUCAUCGACACUCCGCUUCCAGCCAACAGGUCAUGGCAACCACACUGCAGAUGAUCUAUGAAAAGCUCCCAGUACCAGCUCAUCAACACGCUGGUGAUCCACCAUAUCCGCCGUCGCAAGCCACAAGGACGCAUCGUACCCUUCCUCGAGUCCCAUCCCAGUACAGUCAGUCACAGAUGUACCAGGGAUAUACAGGGAUGUACCCCACCCCCCAGAUGCCUCCACCACCGGCCGCACAAUCUUCAGCAGCAUGGGCACCGAGGGCCAGUCAACAUACUCCCCAGCCUCCCAGGACAUCCACGCCCUAUCAGGGGGAAGAAGAGGAUCCGGACAGACUUCCACCAUAAACCCGGUCGUAUUAUUUUAUUUUCUUUAAAAUGUUUUUCAUGUAUCCCUGUCUUCCCCUCCCAUUAGUUUGUUGUUUUUCUUACUAUUGUUUUUUCUUUGUUGGCCUUCCCCACCCGUGACCGGGUACUACCAAGGAGCUUUGUGUAGGCAUACAUGCGCGGGCAUGUAUGCGGGCGCGUGUGGUAACGGAUGAAAGCUCCUUGCGGCUACAUGUAUGAUGGGCCAAAGAGCUAUUCUGAUACCCCCUUUUUCUUCCAAAAAUCCUUUUUGUAAUGAUGUACAGUAGACUUUCAUUGUGUGAAUUUACUAUUCACUAGUCUGUGUUUUUUACUUAUUCAUAGGAUUGAUGAGGAAAAAUGAAGUGGACGGCAUAAGUUUGUGUUGAGCGU